UCCCGUGCGUUGAUCGCUCGCUUCUGGCUGAUUUUUUUUUAUUUGUUUUCGUAUUUUGGUUUUUCGGCCAGUGACUGUGUUGUGUGAGUGAGUGAAAUUUUAUUGGAGUGUGUUGUGACCAAUUUUCAAAAAUGAAUGGGGUGGCCAAUCCUCCAUUCAACAUGUCUAUAAUAGACUCCUACAAGCGAUUUAUGGAGCGGAACAGCGACCCUCGGACAGAAGAAUGGACGCUAAUGUCAGGGCCUGGACCGCUACUGACCAUCUUGGCCACAUACGUGUACUUCUGCACGUCAGUGGGCCCUCGCUACAUGAGGGACCGGAAACCCUAUGACCUCAAGAACACCAUAGUCGUGUACAAUGUUUCACAAGUGCUGAUGUCCAUAUUCCUGGUUUAUGAGGGUUUAGUAUCCGGAUGGUGGAAUGACUACAACUUCUCUUGCCAACCAGUGGACUACUCGGAUUCGCCAAAGGCAAAAAGGAUGGCAGCAGCGGUAUGGUGGUACUUCAUGGCAAAGAUCAUCGAACUUUUGGAUACCAUUUUCUUCGUGUUGAGGAAGAAAAAUCGGCAAAUUUCCUUCUUGCACCUGUACCAUCAUUUCAUGAUGCCCAUUUGUGCCUGGAUUGGGGUGAAAUUCUUGCCAGGAGGCCACGGGACGCUCUUAGGCGUCAUCAACUCCUUCAUCCAUAUCGUCAUGUACACCUACUACCUGAUUUCGGGUCUGGGCCCGCAGUACCAGAAGUACCUGUGGUGGAAAAAGCAUGUAACGACACUGCAAUUGAUCCAGUUCUGCAUUAUUUUCUACCACAAUUUCUCAGUCAUGUUCGGUGAUUGCAACUACCCGAAGGGGAUAAACUUUUUGCUGUCGUUAAACGCUGGUCUCUUCUUGUAUAUGUUCGGAAACUUUUAUUAUCAUAACUACGUUAAAGUCAACAGAAAACCUGUUCAAAACGGAGACGUCAAAAAAGUUAAAAAUGUAGAUAGCAAUGUAAAUAAUGAGCAUGUUACAUCAAGUAAAGUAAAUGAAGUAGAUACAGAAACAAAUGUUACCGAAGGAAAAAAGGAUUGUUACAUUAGAAAUAAGAAUCUUCACGGUGAACGCACGCGCAGGUUGUGUAGAAUGGCGCUGAUAUUGAAAGCGGCUUGGCAGGGAUAUAGAUAUGUGUUUGAGGAGCUUACUGACCCAAGAACGAACUCAUGGUUCCUCUGCGCCAGGCCCUACCAGGGUCUAACACUGCUCGGCCUGUAUCUCAUGUUCGUACUCAAAUGGGGCCCGGCCUAUAUGAAGAACCGGCCAGCUUAUAACCUGGAAAAGGUCCUUAUCGUGUACAAUGCAUUACAAGUGUUGAUAUGUGCACGGAUAUUUAUAGGGUCCCUAAUCUACGCCUGGGCGUUCGACUACAAAUGGCUAUGUGAGCCUGUGGACUUCUCACCAGACGAGAAGGCGAUGCGUGUAGCCCGAUACGUGUACUACUACUUCCUUGUCAAGAUUCUCGACCUGGCGGACACUGUAUUCUUCGUACUCCGUAAGAAGAAUAGCCACGUGUCCUUCUUACACGUCUACCAUCACACCGGCAUGGUUAUGUUGACGUGGGGCGCUGCUACAUACUUCCCAGGAGGCCACGGAACCUUAAUUGGGGUGAUCAACUCGUUUGUCCAUGUGAUCAUGUACGGGUACUAUCUCCUGACCGUGGCCGUGCCGAGCAUGAAGGAAUCCAUGUGGUGGAAGAAAUACAUCACGCAGUUGCAAAUUUUGCAGUUCCUAAUAAUCGUAAUUCACAUGGCGACCCUGGUCUGGAAGACUGAUUGUGCCUACCCCCGCUGGAUAGCAGCCGUUUUUCUACCCCAGAAUCUUUUCAUGCUCAUACUGUUCAUAGACUUUUAUAUAAAAGCCUACAUAAAACCUAAGAAGGCCAAACUAAACGGUCUGCAAAAUGGUCACAAUGGUCUUCAGAAUCGGCACAGUAAUGGUCAUCUUAAAAAUGCGAAAAAUGGUGUUCAUAAAAAGAUGGAGUAGAUUUUAUUAACUUUA
Molecule: messenger RNA, 2030 nt
Organism: Cydia splendana
Lineage: Eukaryota; Metazoa; Arthropoda; Insecta; Lepidoptera; Tortricidae
Exons: 14
Coding region: 132-2015 (627 amino acids)
Biological process (GO): sphingolipid biosynthetic process; fatty acid elongation, monounsaturated fatty acid; fatty acid elongation, polyunsaturated fatty acid
Cellular component (GO): endoplasmic reticulum membrane
Molecular function (GO): fatty acid elongase activity
Source: RefSeq, a predicted model, not a curated record